AUGUCAUCUCUGAGUGAGGAUCUGAAAGAGUUUGUUCCAGGUCUAGAGUUGAUUGACUUAACGCAUGACAACGAUAGCGGCGAUGCCAUUGGAGAAAUGGAAGAAGUACCGGUCAUAAUCAUCGACGGUGUGCAAGCGGCCGCAGAUGAUGUACCGACCAGAUAUUUCCAACUGGAAAAAGUUCGAACCUUUGCUGGCGCUGUCCUCAACGUCGGAGACUGCGCCGAACUUGCUGAUGGCCACUUUCUUGAGGUCAAGCGGAUCCUCGACAGCUACAAUGCAGGCUUAGAGGUACAGCUGCAGGGCGAACUCUACCGACGAGCAUCGGACAUGAACUAUAUGCUUUUACGCAGAUGCAACGAGGUUUGCCGCAUAUCGAGAGCUGACGAGGACGACCGCGCAGGCCUCGCCGGCUCGAACAAGAGCUUUUCGUAUCCGUUGUCUGCAGUUGUCGCCCUUCGCCGUUUGAUCAAGACCAAUCAGGUGUGGCCAGCGUGUGCUCCCAGAUCUUUGUGGACAGACUUGCCGUACCUUGACACCGAAGACCUCAAAGUAAGAGGUCCGCUUGUCUGUCGCUGGGAGUAUGUUGAGAUAUUCGACGACCACACAAAGAAGAAUCCGAGUGGUGCGGUGCUUCGCCGCUUACAUAACAGCGAGGCGAGCCCAGGACACGGUACAGCGGCAGCACAACUGCGCAAGCUGUGGCGCGGCAAGUUGGUGUCCAGAAUCUCUGGUAAUGCAACAGAGGCGGGCUUUAAGGCCAAGGCGAGGAGCAAGCGUGACGGGAAGCUUGAUGUGCAUAUCGACCUAACCUUGGACGAGGAUGAAGAGCCCGAAGAGGUCACAGAAGUUACUGUGACCGAGCACUACACUCGGGUGAACGUGAACGGCCGUAUCACGAAGCGUACCCGGCCUGACAGCAGUAUCACCGAGUCCUACAAGCGUCGUGUAAGCUCCAAUAAGAGAAGACCAGCCCCGCCAGCACAGACGAACGAAACCAGCGAUAACUUCACGUUCACCUUUGGUGAUCUCUGCGCAGGAGCGGGCGGAGCGACUUGCGGGGCUGUACAAGCUGGCUUGAAGCCCAGCUUCGCCCUAGACCUUGACCCAAGUGCAUGUGCGACCUACAAGUGGAACAACCCCAACGUCGCAGUCGAGCAACGUGAUAUCACUGAUUUCGCGGCUGGGAGAUCUGCGAAGUGGUAUCACUUCGUAGACGUCUUGCAUAUCUCCUUUCCGUGCCAGCCAUGGUCGCGCGCGCAUACUUGUCAAGGGAAGGACGAUGCGAAGCGUGAAGCACUCAUUUGGAGUGUUCAGGCGAUCUUACAGAAGUACCGGCCGAGAAUCAUCACGCUUGAGGAAGUCGAUGGCCUUACCGAGCCACGCAACAUUGACGUCUUUCGCUCUCUCAUACAUGAGUUUACGCAGGCAAGCUACAGCGUGAACUGGCGUACUCGCUUGAACUGUAAAGACUACGGCAACGCUGCCGAACGCCAACGCCUCUUCAUAAUCGCAUCCGGUCCAGGUGAGCCUCUGCCAUCAUUCCCAAAACCAACACACGGACCCGGUUUGAAAGCCUUCACUAGCGUCCGUGACGCCCUUGCUCGUUCACCCAACGUUAUCGAUCUUGAUAUGGAAGCAGUCAUCCAGCGGCAUCACCGCCCAUAUGACUCGGGGCAGCCGCUCAAGUACACUAUCACAACAAGCACCGGGAUAUGGGACCAGCAUCCAGAUGGCAAGCGCGGAUUCUCUCUGCAAGAGUGCGCCUUACUUCAAGAUUUCCCCACAAGGUACAGGUUCUUCGGGGGGAGGACUUCCAUCAGGAGGCAGAUAGGCAACGCUGUUCCUUCCUGCGUGGCCGCAGCGGUCUUCGGGGAAGUAGUCAAGACGCUGACAGAGCACGACGCGAGGGCUGCUGAGGAGAAGACGGAACCGGAGGUGAUAGAUCUUGAAUCGGAGCUGGAGGCGAUGGUCAUUGAUUGA
Molecule: messenger RNA, 1983 nt
Organism: Baudoinia panamericana UAMH 10762
Lineage: Eukaryota; Fungi; Ascomycota; Dothideomycetes; Mycosphaerellales; Teratosphaeriaceae
Exons: 2
Coding region: 1-1983 (660 amino acids)
Cellular component (GO): nucleus
Molecular function (GO): methyltransferase activity
Source: RefSeq, a predicted model, not a curated record